AUGUCUAUUCCUAUGCAUCGACUGGGCGGUCGCGCCUUUGCCCACGACGAUGACGAUAUUGAGCAAGAGUACGACCGAUUGAGAGACCUGGCGCGAGCCGAGGCGGAAAAGCGCAACGAUUGCUUCGCGCGCUCGCGUCAAGCAUAUGAAGAUGGCGAUGGUGCUGGAGCAAAGGAGCUCUCUAAUCAGGGCAAGGCACAUGCUGCCCGUAUGGAUGAUUACAACCAGCAAGCAGCCGAUUUCAUCUUUCGUGAGAACAACGCCUCUGGCCGUGUAGAGGCGGACUCGAUUGACCUUCACGGUCUCUAUGUCGAGGAGGCUGAGCGUAUUCUUGAGGAUCGCAUUCGCGCAGACCAGCGCAAUGGACAGACACAUCUCUAUGCCAUCGUCGGCAAGGGACACCACUCAGCUGGUGGUGUCCAAAAGCUCAAGCCCAAGGUCGAGGAGCUGUGCCAAGAACUUGGUCUCCGGUACGAAACCGAUGAGGACAACACAGGACGGAUUAUCAUCAACCUCCAGGGCGGAGAUCCCAUCCCUCCCUCGCACUCUGGUGGUUACGGUGGUCACCAUGGUGGGCAGCAGCAUCACCAGCCUCAGCAUCAUCAGCCUCAGCACCACCAGCAGGGACAGCAGAACGAUGACGACGGACAGGUGCUGUCCUGGAUUCUAAAGAAGUUGGAGAAGGCCUGCUGUGUGGUCAUGUAA
This is a messenger RNA of Fusarium musae, 705 nucleotides long. RefSeq lists its product as uncharacterized. The transcript is spliced from 3 exons. The coding region runs from base 1 to 705 and encodes 234 amino acids. NCBI's taxonomy places the organism in Eukaryota, Fungi, Ascomycota, Sordariomycetes, Hypocreales, Nectriaceae. The record is from RefSeq and is a predicted model, not a curated record.